Drosophila bipectinata is the source of this 569-nucleotide messenger RNA. RefSeq names its product ribosomal protein S25 (gene RpS25). Gene Ontology annotation, cellular component: cytosolic small ribosomal subunit. Gene Ontology annotation, molecular function: structural constituent of ribosome. The record is from RefSeq and is a predicted model, not a curated record. Lineage: Eukaryota; Metazoa; Arthropoda; Insecta; Diptera; Drosophilidae.
ACUAUCGAUAGGCAGGUGUGCAACUCUUCUUGACCUGCUGGUAACCCUGGCAAUUUCCGUCCUCCAUCUUUCUGCAUUGACUUUUCACGAUGCCGCCUAAGAAGGACGCCAAGUCGUCGGCCAAGCAGCCGCAAAAGACACAAAAGAAGAAGGAGGGAUCCGGCGGCGGCAAGGCCAAGAAGAAGAAGUGGUCCAAGGGAAAAGUCAGGGACAAGCUGAACAACCAGGUGCUGUUCGACAAGGCUACCUACGAGAAGUUGUACAAGGAAGUGCCCGCCUACAAGCUCAUUACCCCCUCGGUGGUUUCUGAGCGUCUCAAGAUCCGUGGCUCCCUGGCUAAGCGUGCUCUGAUUGAGCUGCGUGAAAAGGGUCUGAUCAAGCAGGUCGUGCAGCAUCAUUCCCAGGUCAUCUACACACGUGCCACCAAGGGUGAUGAGGCGUAAAUGUUUUACUACAAAACGCAUUUUUAGUCGCAUUCAUUUUACAAUUAAACGUUGAUUGUAUCGGGAGCAACUAGGACGCCGUCGUGUGUAAAAUGUUGAAUAAACUCGCUUUCUUAUUGUAAGGGA